AUAAAUUUUUCUUCUGCUAUAAAAUGCCAAAAUUUCUCGGCCUAGGGUUUGUUCUUUAGAGGGUUCUCUCGCUUCUGUUCCGAUUUCCUCACCCUCGUCCCCGAGCUCAGCAUCAGGAGUCAAGAUGCCGUCGCAUAAAACCUUGAAAAUCAAGAAGAAGCUCGCGAAGAAGAUGAGGCAGAACAGGCCCAUCCCUCAUUGGAUCCGCAUGAGGACCGAUAACACCAUCAGGUACAAUGCAAAACGUAGGCACUGGCGCCGCACAAAGCUAGGGUUUUAAGGUGUUGCGAGCUGCCCCCUUUCUGGGUCAAAUUAGAGUUGUAGGUCUUGCAAGAGAAUGGCAAGUUACUGUUUAUUGUAAUUCGUUCGUUAAUUAAUUGGGAACUCUAACGAGUCCCUGAACCAGAUUUUGUUGCGAUUGAUGUUUGUCUCUUUGUUGCGGAAUAUUUUGAACAAGAGGGUUAGUUCAAUUUUAUAAUGGCUUUGGAAGAUUGUUUGUUUUGAA
Telopea speciosissima is the source of this 505-nucleotide messenger RNA. Its product is annotated as 60S ribosomal protein L39. Gene Ontology annotation, biological process: translation. The transcript has 3 exons. The record is from RefSeq and is a predicted model, not a curated record. Gene Ontology annotation, cellular component: ribosome; cytosolic large ribosomal subunit. Gene Ontology annotation, molecular function: structural constituent of ribosome. NCBI's taxonomy places the organism in Eukaryota, Viridiplantae, Streptophyta, Magnoliopsida, Proteales, Proteaceae. Bases 125 to 280 code for a protein of 51 amino acids.